Darwinula stevensoni is the source of this 2001-nucleotide messenger RNA. The record is from the annotation of a GenBank genome assembly. Lineage: Eukaryota; Metazoa; Arthropoda; Ostracoda; Podocopida; Darwinulidae.
AUGCAUCGGGCAUUAAGAAUUGUGAAUCUGAGCGAGGACGAGGUCCAUUCCUCCCGAACCCAGACAGACAGCAUGCGGGGCUUCUUCCAUUCUCGCUGGCUUUGGAUGGCUCUCAGCUAUCUUUCCGAGUUACCCAAUGGGGACUUUCCGUAUCCAACCAUUACCUAUGCCUGCAAGGACCAUGUGAACGACGCCUUCCAGGACAUGACAAUCAAUAUUAAUGACGUUCACCUUCUGACGUUCUGUACACCCGAAGAACUUCGCAAUCUCAGCGUUCAGAUGGACGACAAGGAGCUGGAGAGAGUCCGAUGGAAGAUGGUCAGCUUGGGGGUGAACGGGACAGACAUCGAAAAAAUGUUGUCGGAGGAGAGCCGGGUGACCCUCGUCCAAUUCGAAAGCGACGGGAGCCUCUCGCUUCGGACGACGAUGCCGGAGCUGCGCGACCGCGGAUACUACUUCCAGACGAAAGGACACUGGAGGCCGGAGGCGGGGUUCGACUUCUUGGACUGCCAGACGAAGGAGGAAAGGCGGAGGUGGCGGUGCAUGUUCUACGACAGCCUUGCUUCGUUGGAUUUUCAGGGGGCCUUGCUACACGUUUCCGCGAACGACAAUCCCCCUUUCAUCAAGUUGAACGGGACGACUCCCGUCUUUGGGAUCGACUAUCAGAUUCUCCUGAACAUGCAGAAAGCAUUCAACUUCACGUCCCAGGCGAUCGACUUCUCCCGGGGAUACUUCUACCAAGCCCUGACCUUCGUGACGCAGCCGCCGACGGAGAAGAGCCGGGUCCUCGUCGUGCUUCAGCCCUUCUCCCCGACGGUAGCGAUUCCUCCGUUGGCCUUUGCCGUCGGCUUCAGGGAGACAUGUCGGCUUCGGGGAGACAUGUCGGCUUCGGGGAGACAUGUCGGCUGGGGUCGUCGAGGUCGUUCGGUCUGGGGCUUGUUCGCCGCCACCAUCUUUGUCUCGACCAUAUUCUUGCAUUGGUUUACCGGUGCGGAACUCCAGAUGGGAAAUCGAAAGUGGCACGUGCACAGGGCGAGCGUCAACGAUAGCUUCUUUCUCAUCCUGGAAUUGUUGGCGGUGGGGGGGACGGACCCGGCGGAGAAGCCGAGGAGCCACACCGUUCGAGUUCUCUAUGCGACGUGUCUCAUCGGGACCGUGGUCAUCACGGGGGUGUACAGUGGCAUUCUCACGGCUUUCAUGAGUUUCCCCGGGAUGAACAAGCCGCUCGAGACGUUAGCAGAAUUGAAAGACGUGGUGACGACUUCCUCCAUGACUUGGGGGAUUCUGGGACCUGGAACCUCGCAAAUGACCCUCUUCAAGGAAUCGGAGGAGGGGCUCUACAAAGAACUAUGGGACAGCAUAAAGGACAGCAUAAAGGAAAACGGAACGGAACAUCUUUUUAGCAGCACGGACGGUGGGAUCAAAAGAGUUCUCGGCGGGGGUUUCGCCUUCAUCCAUCCGAGAAUGUCUCUCAUGUACAACAUCAAGACCUACGGUUACAAUAACUUCUACAUGGCCUCCGACCAGUUCUACUUCCAGGGUUCAGGAAUAGCCAUGCGAAAAGGAUCGCCUUACAAGGACAAAAUCGACGAACUGAUCAUCCAGCUGCAGUCCGGAGGCCUGAUCGGCCACUGGGCCUCCCAGCUCCUCCCUCCAGAGGUGAGGCUCCUCACGGUCACCGAUCGCUCCGACUCGGACGAACGGCCGAUCAAGAUCGAAGACCUUCAGGGCGCUUUCUACAUUCUCGUCAUGGGAUAUGUCAUGGCGGCCAUGACGUUCCUCAUGGAGCUGGUCGUGUUCUCGUGCAAAAAAAGGAAGGAACUCCUUCGCAGAGAGCAAGAAGCUUACAACUUCGAGCUUCAUCUCGCCUUGCACUCUAGAGCGAAGCCGCGAUAUCAAACAUAUCCUGAACCAUAAACCCACAUGGCACUAAUGAUUAUCGGCCGAAUGCACAGGCCCCGAGUAGUUUCACAAUUAGAGCACUUUUAACCGUUAUUAAGG